GAUACAGGAUAUAUAAGCACCUGCAGCCAAGUCAUAUAAUACCAUGUUAUUGUUCAACAUAAGACCACUUUCUGAAACAAUUAGACACAUCUCAGCCAGAACUAAAAAUUACUUUUGACCAGGUUUUUGGAGCCUUUUUGAGCUAAGAAUACCAGAGUGGGCUUUUUGCAGCCUUGUUGAACUGAGAAUUCUAGACUGUGCUUUUUUGCAGCCUUGUUGAACUGAACUUGGAGUGCUGCAGAAUUAACAGAACUUUGUAUCAGAGUCAUUUUGCUACUGAACUCAAGCAACUAUAAGACCUGCCAAACGAUUUCAGAUGGAGAACCCAGCAUUUGAGAAGUCUAAAGAUGAUCCUCCACUCUACGAAGAAACACCAUUCUCUAGUAAUGGUUAUGGUAACGGAGAUCACCGGUCAGUCAGGCCAUCAGUUGUUAGUGCGUUUGGCCAUGACACACUAGACCGUGUACCAAAUAUCGACUUCUACCGUAAUGCAGGGAGUGUGAGUGGGCAUCGUGCUAUCAGACCCUCACUGCAGGAGCUACAUGAGGUCUUUGAGAAGAAUGGAGAUUUGGAUGUUCAUGAUACAAUGGAUGAUGGGGAGGGAAGCGAUGUCUUGCCGAAUGAUGAUCUUGAGGCCAUCGCUUCUCCAGAGGACAAUGGAGGGGUCGUUAAAUUUGGCUGGAUUAAAGGAGUUCUGGUGAGGUGUAUGUUGAACAUCUGGGGCGUGAUGCUCUUUAUUCGUCUGUCUUGGGUCUUUGGGCAGGCAGGAUCAGGACUUGGAAUUAUUAUUAUUAUUCUAAGUAUGGUGGUGACCACUCUCACCUGUCUGUCUAUGUCGGCUAUCUGCACAAAUGGUGUAGUCCGAGGAGGAGGGGCAUACUAUCUAAUCUCCCGUAGUUUGGGGCCUGAGUUUGGAGGUUCGAUUGGUCUGAUCUUUGCUUUUGCCAAUGCCGUGGCUGUAGCCAUGUAUGUCGUAGGAUUUUCUGAGACUGUGGUGGAUCUUCUCAAGGUAAAUGAUGCCAUCAUGGUAGACGAAGUGAAUGAUAUCAGGAUUGUCGGCUGCAUAACUGUGGUGCUCCUGCUUGGGAUCUCGGUGGCUGGAAUGGAGUGGGAGGCCAAAGCUCAGAUUGCACUGCUAGUGAUUCUCUUGCUGGCCAUAGCAAAUGUAUUUGUGGGCACAGCAAUCCCUGCCACUGAAGAAAAGCGUGCCAAAGGCUUCUAUAGUUACCAAGCAUCGAUAAUGGCAGAAAACUUCACCCCAAACUUUCGAGAUGGAGAGACAUUUUUCUCUGUCUUUGCCAUCUUCUUCCCUGCAGCAACAGGCAUCUUGGCAGGAGCCAACAUCUCUGGAGACCUAAAGGACCCUCAAGGGGCUAUUCCCAUUGGCACCUUGCUGGCCAUAUUUAUUACAGGAAUUACCUACCUUGGAAUCGCUCUAUGUGUCAGUGCUACUGUUGUCCGUGAUGCAACUGGGAACUUGAAUGACACCAUCACUCCAGGGGCCAAGUGUAACUUCUCAGUCGCAUGCAAUUUUGGCUAUGACUUCUCCAUUUGCAGAACUACCAAAUGCCAGUAUGGCCUCAUGAACAACUUUCAGGUUAUGACUAUGGUAUCUGGGUUCGGACCCCUCAUCACAGCAGGAACAUUUUCUGCAACAAUCUCCUCAGCCCUUGCUUCUCUUGUCAGUGCUCCUAAAGUCUUCCAGGCUCUGUGUAAGGACAAUAUCUACAAGGCCCUUCACUUUUUUGCCAAGGGCCAUGGCAAAAAUAAUGAGCCCAUCCGUGGUUAUGUGCUCACCUUCGUCAUUGCUGUGGCCUUCAUCCUCAUUGCUGAGCUGAACAUCAUUGCUCCCAUUAUCUCCAACUUCUUUCUGGCCUCAUAUGCCCUCAUCAACUUCUCUUGCUUUCAUGCUUCAUAUGCUAAGUCCCCAGGUUGGAGGCCAGCAUAUAAAUACUACAACAUGUGGCUGUCUUUGUUUGGGGCUGUGCUGUGCUGUGCUGUUAUGUUCGUUAUUAACUGGUGGGCUGCACUUCUCACAUAUGCUAUAGAGAUGUUCCUAUACAUCUAUGUUACCGUUAAGAAGCCAGAUGUGAACUGGGGUUCAUCAACACAGGCUGUGACCUUUGUGAAUGCUGUGAACAAUGCUCUAACUUUAUCAGGAGUGGAUGAUCACGUCAAAAACUUCAGGCCUCAGUGCAUUGUAUUGACUGGUACUCCUAAAACACGACCAGCCCUGCUGGAUUUGGCUCACUCCAUCACUAAGAACUAUGGCCUCUGCAUCACAUGCGAUGUAUUUGUGGGUCCCCGCCUAGAGCAGCAGCAAGCACUCACUGCUGCCAUGGAGCAGAAUCAAAUGUGGUUGAAUCAGCAGAAGAGGAAAGCGUUCUAUGCUGCCGUAGCUUCCGACAACUUCCGUGAGGGUGCAGAGAGCCUUCUGCAGGCUUCAGGUCUGGGCCGACUCCGACCCAACACGGUGAUACUGGGGUUUAAGAGAGACUGGAAGACUGUUUACACAGCGAAUGUGCAGGAAUACGUAGGCGUGCUGCAUGAUGCUUUUGAUUUUGAGUAUGGUAUAGUGAUGCUGAGGAUCAGUCAGGGACUAGACAUCUCUCACAUCCUCGAAGCAGAAGAGGAGAUGGAGAGGAUGCUUGUGGAGCAGCAGGCAUUGGAGAACGAGAUAGAGGAAAAUGGCUUCCAGGAGGGAAGAAAAUACUUUUUUAAAAGAUCCAGAAAAUUAUCACAAAAAACACACGCCACUAAAGUCACCAUGGAAGUGCCUCACUCUUCUGAUGUGGCUAAGAUUAACCAACGCUUGGUGGAGGCCAGCUCACAGUUUAAGAGGAAGCAGGGCAAAGGCACCAUCGAUGUGUGGUGGCUGUACGACGAUGGAGGUUUGACUCUGCUCCUGCCAUACAUUCUGACCACAAGAAAGAAGUGGAGGGAGUGUAAACUGCGUAUAUUUAUAGCAGGGCAGCCUGGCCACUUAGAACAGGACAAAGAGGAAAUGCAGUCUCUGCUGAAGAAAUUCAGAAUAAAAUGUACUGACAUCACUGUCAUUGCAGACUUCAACAUUCGACCAUCGUCAGAAAACUGGAAGCUGUUUGAGGACAUGAUUGAGCCAUACCGUCUGCAUGAGGGUUCCAAGGACACAGCACAAGCAGAGGCUCUAAGGAAAGAGCACCCCUGGAAGAUCACAGAUGCGGAACUGGAUCGUUUUGAGGACAAGACGAGCCUCCAGUUACGACUGAAUGAGCUGCUGCAGGAGAGUUCUAGAGCAGCUAAACUCAUCAUAGUGAGUAUGCCAAUUGCCCGGAAGGGCUCUGUUUCAGACCACCUGUAUAUGGCCUGGCUGGAGGCCCUCACCAAAAAUGUCCCUCCCACUCUGCUGGUCCGUGGGAACCACAAGAGUGUGCUGACCUUCUACUCCUAAUCCUGCUCUGGCGCUAUACUCAUCCACACACAACAAAUUGACACUAACCAAUCUAAACCUGAGAACACAGUGUGUAAUGUUCAUUGAUAACGGUCUGCUACCUAAUCCCAGUAAGACUGUUACUUCAUCUGGAUUAUAUAAAAUGUAAGACUUGGCAAGGGCACUGUCACAUAAAUUAUGUAGAAUAUGGGGGAAUCUGGGGAGAAAGCCAUUUAAAAGCAAAGGAAUUAUAGAGUGACUCAUAUUUGGUAUUAUAUGCUUUUUGAAAAAUAAUGUUAACUGCAUGUAUCUGAAGUGCUCAAUUUGUCAUCAGAUCUGUCAACACAAUGUAGCUAGUAAAAUACAGUUGAAUCAUAACAUUCAUUCCAUGGAGUUCUAAAGUUCCAAGAUCAUUAUUUCUCAUUUCAUUAAUUCA
Electrophorus electricus (electric eel) is the source of this 3845-nucleotide messenger RNA. RefSeq names its product solute carrier family 12 member 1. Gene Ontology annotation, cellular component: apical plasma membrane. Gene Ontology annotation, molecular function: sodium:potassium:chloride symporter activity. Lineage: Eukaryota; Metazoa; Chordata; Actinopteri; Gymnotiformes; Gymnotidae. The record is from RefSeq and is a predicted model, not a curated record. Gene Ontology annotation, biological process: sodium ion transmembrane transport; sodium ion homeostasis; chloride ion homeostasis.